AUGAAUAUAUUGAAGUACAAAUCUUCAUGUGUUUCAAAAGAUUUAGUUGGGAUUAAUUCUCCUAUAGAAGCAUUACAAAAUCAUUUGCUUUUGGACUCGGAUGAUGGUGUUCGUGUUAUAGGAAUUUGUGGAAUGGGAGGAAUAGGGAAGACAGCCCUUGCUAUGACUUUGUAUGGCCAAAUAUCUCAUCGAUUUAGUGCAUCCUGUUUUAUUGAUGAUGUAAGCAAAAUUUAUAGAUCAGGUGAUGGUCCCCUCGAUGCACAAAAGCAAAUCCUACUUCAAACUGUCGGCAUAGAACACAAUCAAAUAUGCAAUCAUUACAGCGCAACUAAUUUGAUGCGAAUAAAUCUAUGUCAUGAAAGGGCCCUUCUGAUUCUUGAUAAUGUAGAUCAAGUUGGACAAUUGGAAAAAAUAGCUGUGCGUCGUGAAUGGUUAGGUGCAGGGAGUAGAAUUAUUAUCAUUUCUAGAGAUGAGCAUAUAUUGAAAGAGUAUGGAGUGGAUGUAGUUUACAAAGUUCCACUUUUGAAUCAGGCCGAGUCUCACAUGUUAUUUUGUCGAAAAGCUUUCAAAGUUGAGAAAAUUAUUAUGAGUGAUUAUCAAAAUUUGGCAGAUGAGAUACUGAAUUAUGCUAAAGGUCUACCGCUAGCAAUUACAGUAUUGGGCUCAUUUUUGUUUGGUCGUAAUGUGACUGAAUGGAAGAGUGCAUUGUCCAGAUUGAGAGAAAGUCCAGAUAAUAAUGUCAUGGAUGUGCUGCAGAUAAGUUUUGAUGGUCUAAAUCUUACGGAAAAAGAAAUGUUUCUUCAUAUUGCUUGUUUUUUCAACUUUCUGCACGAGAAAAGAGUUAAAAACAUUCUAAAUAGUUGUGGAUUUCAUGCUGAUAUUGGAUUAAGAGUUCUCCUUGAUAAAUCACUUAUAAGCAUUGAUAAUUCAAUAAUUAAAAUGCAUUAUUUGUUGGAAGAACUAGGCAGAAAAAUUGUGCAAGAAAGUUCAAGCAAAGAGCAAAGAAAGUGGAGCAGGUUGUGGUCCCAUGAACAAAUCUACAAUGUUAUGAUGGAGAAAAUGGAAAAGCAUGUUGAGGCCAUAUCUUUGAUUGGAUGGAUUGAUAUGAUAGUUUAA
Medicago truncatula (barrel medic) is the source of this 1116-nucleotide messenger RNA. Its product is annotated as disease resistance protein RUN1. The transcript has 2 exons. The coding region runs from base 1 to 1116 and encodes 371 amino acids. Gene Ontology annotation, molecular function: ADP binding. Gene Ontology annotation, biological process: defense response. NCBI's taxonomy places the organism in Eukaryota, Viridiplantae, Streptophyta, Magnoliopsida, Fabales, Fabaceae. The record is from RefSeq and is a predicted model, not a curated record.